Molecule: messenger RNA, 2765 nt
Organism: Nezara viridula (southern green stink bug)
Lineage: Eukaryota; Metazoa; Arthropoda; Insecta; Hemiptera; Pentatomidae
Source: the annotation of a GenBank genome assembly
AUACGAAUCUUGAGAGUAAAUUUAAAAACCUUAGACAUCAUAAAAUACUUAAAUUUUUUAAAUGUAGAGGGAUUAGCAACGGUUUGUGUUAAGAUUUUUUGUACCUACCCAAAGGCUUAACGAGAAGUUUCGUCGCUUAUAGGCACCGAUCUUCAAUAAUAUUAAUUGAUCUAUAUUUCUUAGUUCAUUUAGUUAAUGGAUCUACGAGGGAGGGGAGCUCUCGGGCAGAAUAUUACCUUUACCUCCUCAAAUGGUAAAAUGUAAUCAUGUUUUAUGGUAAAAAAUAUUAAAAAGUUAUCUUUUAUGGUAUUAUUGUUCGUUUAAUAGGACUUCAACAAUCACUUAAACGCCAUUUCAUAUAGGUAGUUAGUAUCUUUCUUUUUUUCCCAAAGUAAUAGUCGUUUUAUAUAUAUAUAUAUAUAUAUAUAAGAAAAAAAAGCUUUCGGGCUGAGGCCCCCAAAAUUAAAUCCUGGAUCUGCUAGUACUACUGUUAAAGUCAAAGUUUUUUGUUUUUUUUAUAUUUGUUUAUUUAGAAAUAUUACAUUCUGUCACAUCAAGGACAUUUAUAAUAGUGUUCAGAGAGCACACUCACACUCUAUUUACAAUAAAAAUAAAUAAAUAAUACAGAAACUUAAUAAUAAUAAAUACAACAAAGUCAAAAAAUAAAACAAUUUCCUAAUGAUGAUUAAUAAAGAACAAAGUUACAAAACAAAAAGUAAUUUCCGAAUCGCUACUCCACGAUAGCGACUUAAUUCAAAUCACUUCAAUCACACUAGAUGGAAAUCCCUGAGAUUGCCGAAAGUAGGCGAGUAUAAACAUUUAUGUCCAUAUAAAAAUAGAAAUAUCCACACAACUUAUUUUUAACUAAAAUGCAUAGGAAGCGAUUUACUGUGAAUCAGAAAAUAACUGGGGAAAAAAGUAGUGUUUUUUCUCUUUUUUUUGUAAUGGAAGAAAAUGCACUUGAAUAUAGAUAAAUCAUAAAAUUGUUAAAUUUAUUAUUAGUUAUACAACCCCAAGUGAAAAAUUGCGUUUAGGAUAUAAAGUCAAUUUUUAUUGCAGCCGUGUUUAAUUUUAAUCGUUUUUUUUUAAUUACUAGCGUCAUAAGUAUGUAUUGAGCUUAAUAACCAGAACAAUAAUGGGAAUAUUGUAUAUCGUUCUUAAAACAUGAAAAAUAAUUUCGAUAUUUAUUUUCUAGUUUAGGAAGAAGUUUCGACAGACUGCUGACUAACAUUUCGAUAAGUCACUAUAUGCGGCUAUUUAAAAAUGAAAAAAUGAACGGGCGGGGACUUAAGCUGACCUAAACUAAUCAAACGUACGCAACUAGAUUAAAUAAGAUGCGAGGUUUAGGAAUUGGUCGUCAACGUCAACUUUCGGAUACACUUAGGUUUGUCCGGGAUUACUCUCAUAGUAUCCUGAUAGUAAUCUUCAAACCAGACACCAUCUUGAGUAGCGAUUCGGAACUAGUAACGUCAAAAAUAAUCAAUUACACAGUUUUGUCAUGUUGUCAAUUUAUUCCGCUGGGUACGUGUAUGUUAGGGAAACAGGUGAUCUAGUUAUUAUUACAUUUCUAACCUGAAUAAGAUACGCCGCGUUUUAUUUUUUGCUCCCCGUCCUAAGCGAAUUGGAAGGAAAUGAGCCAAUAUCCGAAUGAAUCCGAAUCUAUCGUUGAAGGAAAUAAUGGAGUAUCAAUCUCACGUUACGAUGUAUCGGAAAGCGAAUAUUCUUCCUAUAACUGUAAAUACUGUUUAUACGGUACUAAUACCAUAAAAGCAUUAAGAAGGCAUGAGCGUGCUCAUAUCUUACCAGGGCCAUCCGCCAGAAAAGAACUGAAACCUCUGAACUGUUGCGAGUUUUGCAACAUCAAAUUUGUGCAGAAGAAGGAUUUAGAAGAACACAUGAAAACCCAUGCUGUAGGGAUGGUGUGCUCUUUGUGCAGUUAUACAUCCGCGAACAAAAAUAUCCUAAAGAAUCAUGUAAGAGCACACGGCAACAAGAGGUCGUUUCAAUGCCUCCUCUGCACUGAAAGGAUGACAAACCACAAGAUGUUCGAUACCCACAUGAACAAGCACGUAUUGACGCUGUCUUCGUGCAAAUGGUGCCGCUUUAUGACUGACACCCCCAGUCGCCUCAAGGCGCACUUUCAAGUGCACAUGAAGACCAAGCAGAUCAAAUGUAAUUUUUGUGAUUACUUCUGCUUCGUCGAAAGAGACAUGAAUGAACACAUGACACUUCAUGAGAACGAUAAACAUUAUGGCAAACAAACUGAAACACAAAAUGACAAAAUAUGUAAAGAAGAUGAACAUGAUGUAACCAAAUCUGAGGAAGAUUUGGAAUACAAAGACAAAGUAUCGUUAUUGAACGAGGCUGACUCCUUCAACAUCAAGAGGUUACUUAAAAGAGCUUUUUUCAAAUGCAGUAUCUGCGGAGAGAUCCAAAAUACGGACGAUGCCCUACAGCGACACAGCUACAAGCAUAUUUUGCAACAGCAGUAUUCUUGCCACUUUUGCAAUUUUAGCUGCAGGAACAAGGAAGAGAUCAGAGAUCAUUUGAUUGAACAUCUGCCUAUCUUCGACAUGUCUGAGGUUGGUAAAUAAACGAUUUUCUUCCAUAACGUCUUCAAAUUUUAUCCAGUUUAUACAUUAUUUGUUGCCGUGAUGUCAAGUUACUAAAAAGAUAUCUCCGUUUGACUCAUUACUUAGGUAUUAAGUGAUUCUCAAAACUUUAUCAGAAAGUAAAUAAUGGUUCAAUGAAAUAUAAUAUAUUUU